Seminavis robusta is the source of this 1396-nucleotide messenger RNA. The record is from the annotation of a GenBank genome assembly. Lineage: Eukaryota; Bacillariophyta; Bacillariophyceae; Naviculales; Naviculaceae.
UAGUCAAUCUAUCUAUCUAGCUAUCUAAUCUGCACCAUGGCCACCAAGACAGUCCAAGAUCCCAAAGAUGGAGUUGACUUUAGCUCUCUUCCUUGGAAUUUGAAUCUCCCGGAGGAACACAAGUACCUGCAUUUGACUACCGAAGGCGAAUGGACUCAAGCGCACUACGAUUUGUCCAAGGAUGCCGGAUCCUUGUUUGAUUCCCUCUACAAGUAUUCGGACCGAACUCUUCCAUUGGCUCCAGCCACCACGUCUCUCAACUACGGAACUACCAUUUGGGAAGGACUCAAAUGCUACCGCAAAGCCGAUGGAACUCCCAUUGUCUUUCGUGCCGAUCGAAAUUACGCCAGAUUCUGCAACGGUGCCGAUCAACUCUGUUUGCCCAAACCGUCCUUUGAACUAUUCAUGAGAGCCAUUCAAUUCGCCGUCAUGGAAAAUUCACAUUUGAUUCCGCCUCAUGGAGAAGGCAUGAAAUUGUACGUGCGUCCCAUGUUGUUGGGAAGUGGACAACAAUUGGGAUUGUAUCCUUCCAAGGAAUUUAGUAUGCUUUUUUACGUGUCACCAACCGGAAAUUAUUUCAAGUCCGCAACAGGCGGCCUCAAGCUCCAUUUGGAAACCAAACGAUGUCGUGCCGCCCGUGGUGGAAUGGGCGCCACCAAAUGCGCCGGAAACUAUGCCACGGCACUCAAACCACUCAUGGACGCCAAAAAACAGGGCUUUCACGACAAUCUCUAUCUCGAACUGGAAACUUAUGCAAGUGGAGCACUCGGGGAUGCCGUCUUGCAAGAAAUGUCCGCCGCCAAUGUCUUUUUGGUAUUGAACACGGGAGAAAUUGUCACUCCGGCGCUAGAACGAGGCACCAUUUUGCCUGGAGUCACGAGAGAAUCCGUGCUGGCAAUGAUUGAGAAUUUUGCCGACGAACUAAAACCGGCCAUGGAAGCCAGUACCGGACAAACUAACGUCCAAGCAUCCUCACGAGAUGUCAAGGUGAGCGAAUUUGCCAAUGCCACCGAAGCCUUUUGUACCGGAACCGCUGCCGAAAUUGCCUGCAUUGGCAGCAUUGCGACGGGGGAAGGUGAAGAAGCCUUUGAAAAGGUCUUUGAACACGGUCAACAGUUGCCCGGAGGACCCGUCACGGCGAAAUUGUUGGAUAUGAUUCGAGAAGUCAUGGUCGGAACACGUACGUGUGAUGCCAUGAAGGGGUGGCUUCGAAAUCCGCUGGAUGCUCCAGCAGUCUUUUGCAAACAGGAUUAGACCACCACCAACAACAACAAAAAUGCAAGCCGUCACCGAACAAAGGAUUGAUAGCUUUGUGUGAUGGUCUUUCCUGCUGCUAGCCCACGAUACGUUUUUGGGUUUUGAGUCUUGAUUUGCCAGUAAAUGCUGCGCUUGUUAU